AUGACUCCCAGCGCCACGGAUCCAGCGAGACCCGUCCUCGACAUUGCCGGCAAGCGACUGGAGAGCGACCUUGACAAGCUGCACGACUGCGCGUGCAAGAACAGGGCGGCGCGUCGGGCGCAACAGAGCACCGACAACGGCAAGGAAGCCAACACCGAAGACCACGGUAAGGAAACCAACGCUACCAAGAAGCUAAAGCGAUACAAUGGUUUCGCCAUCGACAUCAACAAGGAGCCCCACCACGACGACAGCUACAUCGAAAGCCCUCCCGCCACCGCCGGUGGUAAGCGCUCGGUGCCACACCGGGCGGUUUCAUCGUUGGAGAUCCAGAAAAAGGAGCUUGAACUCGACGCCAGGAGGCUGAGGCUGGAGCAGAAGCGCGCGAAGUGGGCCAUUGCAAGCUGGAGGAAGGACAUGGAGCUGGAGAAGAUGCGGCUAGAGAACGAAAGGAUGAAACUGGCGAACAAGCAGCUGCAGGUGAAGAUCAAGCACAGGGCACUAGAGCUCGGCAUGGAACUGGAGAUGAUUUAG
Molecule: messenger RNA, 531 nt
Organism: Lolium perenne
Lineage: Eukaryota; Viridiplantae; Streptophyta; Magnoliopsida; Poales; Poaceae
Source: RefSeq, a predicted model, not a curated record